AUGGUGCUCAUCAUCGGUGAGAGACCGAUUUACCGGCAGGUUCUAUUUUUGACCUUUUGGAUAUUUUUAAUUGGUAGUUCCACGGCGUCUACUGGGGACAGGCUUCCGGAUUUCAAGGAGUGCCUGAAAGUAUGCAAGACAGAAAAUUGCGAAAAGGGGAAGUUAUCGCCGCCUCUCUACCUCCGGCUCCUAUUAUGGGAUUGCCCUGCGGAAUGCGAUUACACCUGCCAGCACAUCAUAACAGACCGCCGCGUUAAUCGAGAUCCUCCAAUGCUCGAACCCGUCCUUCAAUUCCACGGCAAAUGGCCAUUCUACCGAAUACUGGGCAUGCAGGAGCCGUUCUCUGUCAUUUUCUCUUUUCUGAAUCUCCUCGCCCAUCACCAGGGGAUGACCCGGAUUCGAGAGUCGAUACCUCGCUCAUAUCCAAUGCGGCCAUUCUACCUUGCCUUUGGGUACUUUGGCCUAGCCAGCUGGAUUUUCAGCAUGGUAUUCCACACCCGCGAUCUCCCCGUGACCGAAAAGCUCGAUUACUUCGCGGCCGGCGCAAGCGUGCUGUAUGGGCUAUAUCUCGCUGUUGUUCGGAUAUUCCGCCUCGACCAGAUGACACCCCCCGUCAAGCCCACGCUGCUCCGGGUGUGGACGAUCAUCUGCGUGGCAUUGUACAGUACCCAUGUUUCGUACCUGAGUUUCUGGUCUUGGGAUUACACGUAUAACAUGGCUGCGAAUGUUACAGUAGGGGUGGUGCAGAAUCUUCUGUGGACAUGGUUUAGCAUCUCGCGGUACCGGAAGUAUAUGAAAUCGUGGACUGCGUGGCCGGGCAUGAUCGUUGCGUGGAUUAUCGUCGCGAUGAGUCUGGAGCUGCUCGACUUCCCGCCUUGGCAUGGCUUGAUAGAUGCGCAUAGCCUGUGGCAUUUGGGGACUGUAGUGCCUACUGCGUGGUGGUACACAUUCCUUGUGAAAGAUGCCCAGGACGAUCUCGCUGGGCAGCGAUUGAAGGCUUAA
Messenger RNA from Paracoccidioides brasiliensis Pb18, 1002 nucleotides. RefSeq lists its product as uncharacterized. Gene Ontology annotation, biological process: GPI anchor biosynthetic process. The coding region runs from base 1 to 1002 and encodes 333 amino acids. The transcript has 4 exons. Gene Ontology annotation, molecular function: hydrolase activity, acting on ester bonds. The record is from RefSeq and is a predicted model, not a curated record. Gene Ontology annotation, cellular component: endoplasmic reticulum membrane.